Messenger RNA from Physella acuta, 1311 nucleotides. RefSeq names its product isatin hydrolase-like. Gene Ontology annotation, molecular function: arylformamidase activity. Lineage: Eukaryota; Metazoa; Mollusca; Gastropoda; Physidae. The record is from RefSeq and is a predicted model, not a curated record.
AAAGUGCAAAUUUGAAAUGGUGUACUUUAAGGCGGAACAAAAUAAAACAAUUUGUCGGCCUGCUGGUUAGAGAGUAUAGCUCAAAAUGUAUGGGAUGAAGGUUGGAUUGCUGACAUUGUGUCUCGUGGUGCUGGAUGCUCGGGUCAUUGACCUGUCUCAUCGACACGGUCCGCUGACCUUAAUGUCGCCUGGACAACCGCACUACAACAGGUCGUUGGUGUCACGUGGCGAAUACUUGCCUGGCGUGUUCGCAGAGAACGGCAGGUACGAAAGCGGAGAGCAUGGAGGGACACACAUGGAUGCCCCUGUACAUUUCGUCAUGGACGGCCAAACACUGGACGAUGUCCCCAUUGAGAACACGAUCGGUGAGGGUGUGAUGAUUGACUGCUCACGAGAGGCCAGCCUGAACAACAGUUACAUGGCACCACUAGACAAGGUGCUGGAGUGGGAGAAACAGCACGGCGAGAUCCCCCCAGAGGCCGCUGUCAUCUUCAACUUCGGCUGGUCAUGGAGGUUUAACAACAGCAGGUUGUACAUCAAUACAGAGAGCCAGUUACUUAGGGAGAUGGUGUUCCCGUCAAUCAGCGAGGCGGCUGGCAGAUUUCUCCUGGAGCAGCGACAUGUCAAGAUGAUCGCCUCGGACACGCUCAGUCCCGACCCCCUCAGCGAGGGCGGUCAGAACGCCCGGAGUCUGCCCAUCCACCAGACCUACCUCCCCCGGGGGAAGCUGAUCGUGGAGAACCUCAGGGGCACGGAGGAGCUUCCCCCCAGAGGUUUCCGGUUCCACGCCGCGCCGGUUCGGUAUGCCGACGCCAGCGGUGCGCAAGUUCGUGCAUACGCCAUCACGUACGACAUGAGCAGUGGUGCGUGGUGUUGUGUGGCACAUUUUCUGUGUGUCAUAUUGUGUAGCGUGGUGUGUAGUGGCACAUUUUCUGUAUGUCCUCUUGUGUAGCGUGGUGUGUAGUGGCACAUUUUCUGUAUGUCCUCUUGUGUAGCGUGGUGUGUAGUGGCACAUUUUCUGUAUGUCCUCUUGUGUAGCGUUGUGUGUUGUAGGACAUUUUGUGUGUGUCCUAUUGUGUAGCGUGGCCUGUAGUGGCACAUUUUCUGUAUGUCCUCUUGUGUAGCUUGGUGUAUUGUAGGACAUUUUUUGCGUCCUCUUGUGUAACGUGUUGUGAUAACAUCGAGGACAGAAAUUUUACCCCUUUAUAUAUUUAGCCUUAGUCAGAUCAUUACAUGGAUCUGGACAUGGGUGAUCCAGUGUAUAAUAUAUGGAUGCUUCUUCAUUCUCAAGGGAUAAUAAAAUACAUUUUU